GCCACGCCGCGGAGUUGCCGCAGGUAAACAGCCCCCCUCCCAGGCGGGAGCGGGCCGCGCGGCCCAGGCAGGAGAGCCGCCGCCGCCCCCGGGAGGGACGCAGGGCGCGGGCCGGCUACAGCGCACGGCGGGGGCGGCGGCGGCCCGGCGCCCUGGAAGCUCGACCCCUCUCGCGGGGCGGCAGACCCCCGAGUCCCGCCGCAUCCCUGCUGACAUCCCUCUUCCUGCGCCCCGCGCCCUGCGCCCCGGUGACCUCGGUCUCCAUCGCCCCCCGCCGCCCUCUCUGGCUCGCGGCCCCGCCCGCGCCCCCCGCCCGUACCCCGCCGGGCCGCGCCCCCGCCCCCCAUGCACCACCUCCUGGAGCAGUCGGCGGACAUGGCGACCGCGCUGCUGGCGGGCGAGAAGCUGAGGGAGCUGAUCCUGCCUGGCUCGCAGGACGACAAGGCGGGCGCGCUGGCCGCGCUGCUGCUGCAGCUCAAGCUGGAACUGCCGUUCGACCGCGUGGUCACCAUCGGCACCGUGCUGGUCCCCAUCCUGCUGGUCACCCUGGUCUUCACCAAGAACUUCGCAGAGGAACCAAUUUACUGUUAUACUCCGCACAACUUCACCCGUGACCAGGCGCUGUACGCCCGUGGCUACUGCUGGACAGAGCUGCGGGAUGCGCUGCCCGGCGUGGAUGCCAGCCACUGGCCGUCGCUGUUUGAGCACAAGUUCCUGCCCUACGCACUGCUGGCCUUUGCCGCCAUCAUGUACGUGCCCGCACUGGGCUGGGAGUUUCUGGCUUCCACUCGCCUCACCUCCGAGCUCAACUUCCUGCUUCAGGAGAUCGAUAACUGCUACCACCGAGCAGCCGAAGGUCGCGCCCCCAAGAUUGAGAAGCAGAUCCAAUCCAAGGGGCCAGGCAUCACGGAGCGUGAGAAGCGAGAGAUCAUUGAGAAUGCCGAGAAGGAGAAGAGCCCCGAGCAGAAUUUGUUUGAGAAGUACCUGGAACGCCGGGGCCGCAGCAACUUCCUGGCCAAGCUGUACUUGGCACGGCACGUGCUGAUCCUGCUGCUCAGUGUGGUGCCCAUCUCCUACCUAUGCACGUACUACGCCACCCAGAAGCAGAACGAGUUCACCUGUGCCCUGGGCGCCUCACCUGACGGGCCGGUGGGUAGCGCUGGGCCCACGGUGCGCGUCAACUGCAAGCUGCCGUCCGUGCAGCUGCAGCGGAUCAUUGCAGGGGUGGACAUCGUCUUGCUCUGCUUCAUGAACCUCAUCAUCCUCAUCAACCUCAUCCACCUCUUCAUCUUCCGCAAGAGCAACUUCAUUUUUGACAAACUACACAAGGUGGGUAUCAAGACGCGCCGGCAGUGGCGCCGCUCUCAGUUCUGCGACAUCAACAUCCUGGCCAUGUUCUGUAACGAGAACCGCGACCACAUUAAGUCGCUUAAUCGGCUGGACUUCAUCACCAACGAGAGCGACCUCAUGUACGACAACGUGGUGCGGCAGCUUCUGGCUGCCUUGGCUCAGUCUAACCAUGACACCACGCCCACUGUGCGGGACUCUGGCAUCCAGACCGUGGACCCCAGCAUCAACCCCGCGGAGCCUGAUGGCUCUGCCGAGCCACCCGUGGUCAAGCGGCCCCGUAAGAAAAUGAAAUGGAUCCCCACCAGCAACCCGCUGCCGCAGCCCUUCAAGGAGCAGCUGGCCAUUAUGCGCGUGGAAAACAGCAAGACCGAGAAGCCCAAGCCAGUGCGCAGGAAGACAGCCACAGACACGCUUAUUGCCCCGCUGCUGGAUGCUGGUGCCCGGGCUGCCCACCACUACAAGGGUAGCGGAGGUGAUACAGGCCCCUCUUCUGCCCCGCCUGCUGCCUCUGAGAAAAAGCAUACCCGUCACUUCUCCCUGGACGUACAUCCCUAUAUCCUAGGUACCAAGAAGGCCAAGACCGAGGCGGUACCCCCUGCCCUACCAGCCUCCCGGAGCCAGGAAGGCGGCUUCCUGUCCCAGACAGAGGAGUGUGGGCUGGGCCUGGCUACAGCACCCACCAAAGAUGCUCCGCUCCCCGAGAAGGAAAUCCCAUACCCCACAGAGCCUGCCCGGCCAGGGCUUCCACCAGGGGGCCCAUUCCAUGUCUGCUCACCCCCCACAGCCCCUGCUGCUGCGUCCCUGUCACCAGGCAGUCUGGGCAAGGCUGACCCCCUCACCAUCCUGAGCCGAAACGCCACUCACCCCCUGCUCCACAUCAGCACGCUGUAUGAGGCCCGGGAAGAGGAGGAAGGAGGCCCCUGUGCACCCUCAGACAUGGGCGACCUCCUCAGCAUCCCCCCACCCCAGCAGAUCCUCAUCGCCACCUUCGAGGAGCCACGAACAGUUGUGAGUACUGUGGAGUUUUAAGGGCCAGGGCCUCCCAGGCCACCAGAAACUGUCCGCGUGAGCCAGGGAUGGCAAAACCGAGCCUAGGUUUGAGUAGAUCGGAACUCUGCUCACCCAGUACUGCCCACACACCCCCAGCCUCCUGUCUGCAUGCCACGGGGCCCAGCACCCCUUCCACCUGGCUCACCAUGGCAUCCACAAGUGCAGGCUGGGGCUCGAGCGCAAGGUGGGAUAGGGUGCCCACCCCGGGCAUCAGGCACCCCCACAGAGUGCUGGGCCACAAGACGAAGAGUUUAUUUUUUUUAGUGGGUUUUGUUGUGGGCUGACACAACUCAGCACACCCAGUUGGGCCCAGCCUAGAGGGUAAGUGAGGGGGGUGCUAGGGAAGGUGACACUGGCCUCAGGACAGACCCCAGGGAUCACUCACUUAAGGGCCUGGCCCCUGCAGAAGGACCUGAUGCCUUCAGGUGGGAGGACCAAGGGCUGCCCCAGGUCCAAAUCAACAUGCACUUUCUCCGCAUAGCCUGACACACACUUUAUUUUUACUAUGAUUACUGUAACCGACGAGCUUGUUCAUCAUCAGGAGAAUGAGGGUGCAUUUAAGCCAGGGGAGGAUGUACGUGAGCGGCCUAAGCAGAGGCGGGUGUGAACGUGCUGAGUAAGCAGGUGUGGGUACAAGCACCUGCACCUGCCUGAGUGAUUGAGUGUGCCAGAGAGUCACAGUGCCCAUGUGCAAGUGAGCUCGCGAACAAGCAGGAGGCAGGUGUGCCGUGAGUGAGCAUGAGCAUGUGUGAGUGUGUGUGUGUGAGCGAGCAAGCGAGUGAGCGAGCGGCCGGCACCCACAUGAGCAAUGGGUGAGAGCAGGCGUAGGCGCCAGGGCGCCAGGGUGCAGAUGAGGGAAGGAAUACAACGCAAUAACCACAUCCCCCUUCCCCGGGUCCCCAGCUGCUGGCCGGACAGUUUCCCAUGGGAGUCCAGGCCCCACUGGCCCCGCCCCUAUUACCUCAGCCACGCGCCACGUGACGAAGUAUUAACAAGGUAGCACUGAGCAUAUCAAUAAAUACUAUUCUGAUAACUC
Grammomys surdaster is the source of this 3436-nucleotide messenger RNA. RefSeq names its product pannexin 2 (gene Panx2). Gene Ontology annotation, molecular function: channel activity. NCBI's taxonomy places the organism in Eukaryota, Metazoa, Chordata, Mammalia, Rodentia, Muridae. The transcript is spliced from 3 exons. The record is from RefSeq and is a predicted model, not a curated record. Gene Ontology annotation, biological process: positive regulation of interleukin-1 production; monoatomic cation transport. Bases 346 to 2379 code for a protein of 677 amino acids.